AUGCUGCAGUUCUAUUCCAUUGUAUGUCGGGUUGCGACUAUUUUAAAGACGAGAUACACGGCACCUGGAUUUUGGAAUACUGGCCUGGGGCUUUUCCUGGAGGCUGAACAUCUAGUGUCUGAACCUUCUGAAAGGAAACAUUUGCAGAGUUGCAUAGCUGAAGCCCAGGAGCAGCUUCGAUAUGUACAGAAUGAGUUUGAGGGUGUGGGAUCAGGACGAAAUAGCACGAGUGGAGGAUUUCUGUUUGACGGGCAUCUUACUGUGGACCCUGAGCCUCCGGAGCCUGAUUGGCUGGUGCAAUCUGGCCUUAUGACAGCUAUUGCUACCUUGUCUGCAGGGGGAUCUUCUCAAACGGAAAAUUUGGACACAUCAGAGAGCAAUACCAAUUUAAUUCAAGAACUACUACAGAGACUUGAUAAUGUUGUGCCAAUGAUACUGGAUAACGAUCCUGUGGCACCCAGAGUACCACCUGCCAGUAAAGAAGUGGUUGCAAAGCUUCCAGUUACUACAAUUACUGAAGAAAUCCUGACCAAGCUAGGACCAGAUGCAGAAUGUGCCAUUUGCAAGGAGAAUUUGGUUGUAAGUGACAAGAUGCAAGAGUUGCCUUGCAAGCACACGUUUCACCCUCCUUGCCUUAAGCCAUGGCUGGAUGACCACAAUUCUUGUCCAAUCUGUCGGCAUGAACUGCAAACUGAUGAUCAUGCCUAUGAAAGUUGGAAGGAGAGGGAGAAGGAGGCUGAGGAAGAGAGGAAAGGAGCUGCAAAUGCCGUUCGUGGGGGUGAAUACAUGUAUGUAUAG
This is a messenger RNA of Ilex paraguariensis (yerba mate), 798 nucleotides long. Lineage: Eukaryota; Viridiplantae; Streptophyta; Magnoliopsida; Aquifoliales; Aquifoliaceae. The record is from the annotation of a GenBank genome assembly.